Penicillium bovifimosum is the source of this 1038-nucleotide messenger RNA. RefSeq lists its product as uncharacterized. The record is from RefSeq and is a predicted model, not a curated record. NCBI's taxonomy places the organism in Eukaryota, Fungi, Ascomycota, Eurotiomycetes, Eurotiales, Aspergillaceae. The transcript is spliced from 2 exons. Bases 1 to 1038 code for a protein of 345 amino acids.
AUGAACGCAACAGCCUGUAUCAUCGAGGCCAACCCCGAUGUAUCUGGAGUCGGGAAGUCAGAAGAACCGCCAGCUAACCCCCGACAGAUCCGCAUCUCAAUUUACGCCCUCUGCCUAGGCGGCUCGAUAGUGAGCUACCUACUCCGGGUAUUUUAUCCCGGCAAGGACCAAGAAGAAUUCUCACGAGGAGUCUCCUCCGCCCUCGGCAUGCAAGGUUUAGCGCUCCUCUGUACAGCAAUCUAUCAGACAUUCCGGGACGAGCUGACGCUCUUUCACGCAAUAUGUGUCAUACACCUUCUGGCCAUCUUAGGCAUGGACCUAGUCAGCAAAGGCCGGUACACAGGACUUGGCCCAUUAAGACUUUAUUACUUUGCCAGUAUGCAAAUCCUAGCUCUGGGUGCAUUUCUCGCCUUCAACGUCUACGUCUGGGUGACAGCGCCGAGGUUCGGCAGCCAGCCUAAGUGCAACACAGACACGGUGUAUGUGGUUUUUGGCGUCAGUGUCAAAGCGACUUCGCCCGUGUUCCGUUAUAUCAUUCUUGGGAGUCUGGGCGCAAUUGUCGCUAGCUUCGCCAUUACUUUUGUGUGCAUGUUGCCGUGUCUGUUUUUCAUGUAUCGGAGACGAAAUCCCGCUGGGGGUAGGGCUGAGGGUCUGUCCAGGGGUUGGAUUCAUUGGUCUGUGGAGGUCAGUCCUGCUGUUUAUACAGACCGUGUUGAGCCACCGAAGAGACUGCAUGGACAGGCAUUGCUCAAAUACACGUUGAACAAGGUGGCAUACUGCUCGUUCUGUGUAUACCUGAUUGUUUCGCUGGAGCAGACUAUCAGUCGCAACCACCUCGACCCCGAAGAAAAAGGAUGGACAUUUGGACAGGUUAUUGCCAUUUUCCUCUUGUUGGGGGUCGCCAAUGAGCUGCUCAAUGUUCUUCUUGCGACAUGGGAUAGGAAGAAGAAUGAAAAUUCUCAGCAGCUGGUACAAGUCACGUCAGACUCGGUACAGGUCACGCCGGGCUCUGCGAAUUCAGUGCAUUCCCUUGCUUGA